AUGCGUUCCCUCAUUCUUCUACUCCUUCUUGUCGGUACAGCACAUGGUUUACUUGGAACCAUUGGUAAUUUAAUUAAUAAUGUUGGUAACACAAUUCAAUCAGUUACCAAUCAAAUAUCUCAAACAGCAACAAAUUUAUGGAAUGGUGCUACAAAUCAAGUUAAUAAUGUUAUUGGUAAUGUAGUGGACAGUGCUGGUAAUAUUUAUGGGCAAUUAGUCAAUACAGUCAAUGGAAUUCAGUUUGCUGCUACUUUUCUAUGGGACAAUACCUUUAGUCCAGCUUAUGAUAUGUUGAUUGAAGGUACACAAUUAUAUCUUGAUGAUAAGUUUGGAAAUAUUGUUAGUGCUCUUGGUCGUCGUUCAGUUUUACCAGAAAAUAUCCUUUCAAGCAAAUAUGCUGAAUUAACAUCUCGUCUUAAAUCAAAUCUUCAUAAUUUAUAUGAAGGUUUAUUUCAAAUGGAACAAGAAGCUUUAGUAGCUUUACAAAGAGGUGAAAAAAAUAUAGAAGAUAAAAUUCGAGCAUUCUAUGGGCGACUUGAUGAAAUUCAAAAGAAAAUUAAUCAAUGGGGUAUUGAAAUAAUACAUGAAUUAGAAACAUAUGCAGUUACAAUUCAAGGUGAUACAUGGGUACAUGCUCUUAAUCAAUAUAGUCAAAAUAUUGAAACAAGUAUUAUAGCUAUGAGUAAAAUGUUUCAAAAAUUAGCAGAAAGUUUAAUGAAAAAUUUGAUUAAUGCAGCUCUAACUAUUAUUCCUGAUUCUUUAGCUGUGAUUGAAAAUUUGAAACAACAAGGUCUUCUUUCAUUUCUUAAUCAUUAA
Molecule: messenger RNA, 816 nt
Organism: Rotaria sp. Silwood1
Lineage: Eukaryota; Metazoa; Rotifera; Eurotatoria; Philodinida; Philodinidae
Source: the annotation of a GenBank genome assembly